This is a messenger RNA of Xenopus laevis (African clawed frog), 1718 nucleotides long. RefSeq names its product carcinoembryonic antigen-related cell adhesion molecule 1-like. NCBI's taxonomy places the organism in Eukaryota, Metazoa, Chordata, Amphibia, Anura, Pipidae. The record is from RefSeq and is a predicted model, not a curated record. The transcript has 8 exons. Bases 3 to 1196 code for a protein of 397 amino acids.
CGAUGGUCAGACAGAAAGUAACAGGAGCCCGGUCCCUUUACAUGAGGGGAUAUCUGCUCACAGUUUGCCUCAGUGUGUGGAUGGAUUCAGCCCAUGGAAUUGGGGUUCAGCUGAUCCCUCAGUAUCCGGUGGUUAAUCAGUCUGUUACCCUGAGUGUCACUGGAGUCACUGGCACAAUACGUCAGUUCGCAUGGUAUAAAGGUUCAAGUGUAGAUACUAAUAACCAAAUAUUCAAUGUUAUUCCAUCUCUAAAUUCAGUGACACAUGGGCGUCAGUAUUUCUCUAGGGCCAGUCAGUUCCCAAAUGGCUCAUUGCAGAUCUCAGGCCUUGUUCCUACAGACCAGGGGAGUUACACAGUGAUUAUACAGACUGCUGAGACUUCAGCACGACAUACAGUUCUCCUGCCAGUUUAUGAGCCCGUCACUUCCUCAGUGAUCAGCACAAACAAUAAGGAACCCCAGGAGAAUGGGAAAGUCACCCUCACAUGCAGUACAAAUAAUGCAGAAAAGAUCCUUUGGAGCAAAAAUGGUGUCUCUCUCCCUCCCAGACUGAUUCUGUCUGCAGAUAACAAGACUCUCACUUUCUCCAGUGUCUCUCGCUCAGAUACAGGACAAUAUCGAUGUGAAGCUUCAAAUGCCGUCAGUAAGACUAUCAGUGAUCCCUACACACUAACUGUAAACUAUGGUCCAGAAAGUCUGAGUAUCACAGGAAGGCUACAAGUGACUUCUGGGAGCACCAUCUCAUUAGAAUGUUCUGCUGAUUCUGUUCCUGCACCAACCUACCAGUGGAAAUUAAAUUGGACUGUUUUAGAAUUCCAGAAUAGCAAACUGAACAUCCAACAGGCCACAUCUGAGAAUGCAGGAAAUUAUACCUGUAUAGUGACUAAUUCAGUGACAAAGAUCUCGCCGGAAACCUCUGUAUAUGUGACUGUGAAUGAUAAUGACUCUGCAGGCUUUACAGCUGCCAUAAUCUGUGGGUCCAUCUUGGGGACAGUAUUCAUCAUCUGUAUAACAGGACUUCUCUACAAAAAAUAUGUUCUUUCCCAAAAAGGACAAUCAGGUGACAUAGGGGAGGACCCAUCCAGAGUAUAUGAAAAUAUUCCCAACACUGCAAAGGCUCAUCCUGCGAAAGAGGAGGGUCCCUACAUGGGACUACAGUACCCAUCUCAGGAUACAUACAGUGAGCUGAAAAAGUAACGUGAUACAGAUAAUUCAUUUCCACUCUUGGGUUGCAGAAAAAUUCAAGUUUGAAAACUUCAGUUUCAGCAAAUGACAUUGGCUAAGCACUGGUGCAAGAUUUCUUUCAGUUGAAUCUCCUGACAUCCUUCUCAUCACCUUCUCCUCCCAAUGACCAAUGCUGCAAUGAGGGGUUCAGUUAUGUAUUUGAUGUACUUGUUUACCAAUCAGAAGCCUGAUAACAUAAGAAGCCAUCCCUUAUAGUGCUGUCAGUUCAUUGCAUUGGCUGAUGAAGGACAAAGCUGCAUCCCCAAGCCAAUACCUGCAAUGGACCUGGGGGGAGGGGGGCUCAGGAGUUGUCAUAAUACUGAGCUGGACUCAAGGUUCCUUCCAGAAGUCAAUGCUGUGAAUUGUCAAUGUGAAUGCUUCAUAUACAGGAGGAUUCUGUUUGGAGAGGCCUGAUUCACAUGGAAUGUAACAUUUUUUUUAAAGGGGGUGGCCUUCCUUUAAGUUAACUUUUAUUAUGUUAUAGGAUGCCCAAUU